This is a messenger RNA of Helobdella robusta, 1398 nucleotides long. RefSeq lists its product as hypothetical. The coding region runs from base 1 to 1398 and encodes 465 amino acids. Lineage: Eukaryota; Metazoa; Annelida; Clitellata; Rhynchobdellida; Glossiphoniidae. The transcript has a single exon. The record is from RefSeq and is a predicted model, not a curated record.
AUGCAUUUGCUCAUUGACAGGAGCAGCAACCACAACAUCAACAACGGCAUGAACAACUCAAACAUCAGCAACUGUCCACCUCGCAUGAUCGAAGAAUGCGGAGGUGUUUUGAUGAUGGGUGGAAAUGUAAAUGUCAUGGACGACAAGCGAUCGCCACCCAGCGAACCGCUUUUAUCUUGUCGUGUUUGUAAGAAAUUAUUCGCUAGGGAAGCUUACUUAUUGCGUCAUCUGGAAACAAAUAAAGAAGACGAACAGCACAGAUUAAGUUUAAUUGAAUUGCGCAAAGAUAGCGAAGCUUACUUUGCAGCAGCACGUUACGACUCGGGUAUCAUGCUCAACGAAAUAAAAAUGGAGGGUGAUUCCGAUAUGAGUGGCGUCGGAAUUGGCAAUGAUACAGGUCGUAGAUGUGGAAGCAGAUGCGGGGUUAAUGCGUUAACUGAAGAGAGGUCAUCAAUUUCUAACGGAGUGGAUGAAUCAUAUAGGGCAUCGACGUCAUCUUCUGAAUUGCAAAACGUUGAUGAAGGAACGGGUAAUAUUAUGCGUUCUAGAUCAAAUAGUCCUAUGCCCUCUAACUCAAAUAACCAUCAACAUCACCAGCAUCAACAAAAUCGUUUAACUCCUUCGCAACACUUACAACCACCGCCUCAGCAGACGCAUGUAGAAGAGUACAUGCAUGGACACAACAACAAAAACAGAUGCAUUAGUAACGCCGAAGAUCAACAACAACCACAACCAAAUGGCCAUUCACAGAAUAUUUUAGCUGUGACAUCAUCUUCAGCCUCGUCGAAUUCUUCUGGUGACCAUGAAAUUUUUUCUCCAACAACAUCGUCAACAACUGUGGCGGUUCAACAGCAAUCAAAUUUACAGAACAAUUCACCAAUGGAUAGAAAUGGCAACAACAAUGGGCAACAGCAAACCCUACAACAACGUUUUUAUCCAUCAGAUAACAUUCAACAACGUUUUGAUGCGUGUCGCGGUGAAUCUCUACCUUUCUCAGCAACUCCAGGUCCCUUGUAUUACAGCCUGUCUCAUCAUCAUCAUGGUCAAGCGGCAUUUUUUGGAGGCCGUCGUCGUAGUAACGAAGCAGAACAGGUGUACAGAAGAAGGUCUGACGUUAUGAACCCUUUUUCAUCUAUAGACUUUUCAUCUGGUCCAAGGGAUUUUAUGGGACGUGAUUUUAUGGGACGCGAGUUGAUUGGUAGAGAUACCAUGACUCCUUUUUAUACUCCACCAAUUAUGGAGCGACCAGCAAAUUUAAAUAAUGGUAGUGGUGGUGGUGGUGGUGGUGGUGGUGGGGUCGGGGGUGUAAACGAAGAAGGGAUGUUUUCUGGAGUGGGUGGUAUGGGAGGCAUGUUCGAUGCCUCUACAGCCGGCCGGUUGAUAUCUGGAUUGAGGUAG